Messenger RNA from Petromyzon marinus (sea lamprey), 2252 nucleotides. Lineage: Eukaryota; Metazoa; Chordata; Hyperoartia; Petromyzontiformes; Petromyzontidae. The record is from RefSeq and is a predicted model, not a curated record.
UACUGGCCACCCACCCCCUCGUGUUCGAUCGUCCUCCUGCUCGGAUGUCUGUUUGCUUCUUUGCUCUCCGCUCUGCUUUGUCACUCGCGUUGUCGUGGAGACCCAGGUCGUGGUGGAGACCCAGGUUGUCGUGGAGACCCAGGUCGUGGUGGAGACCCAGGUUGUCGUGGAGACCCAGGUUGUCGUGGAGACCCAGGUCCUGGUGGAGACCCAGGUUGUCGUGGAGACCCAGGUCCUGGUGGAGACCCAGGUUGUCGUGGAGACCCAGGUCGUGGUGGAGACCCAGGUUGUCGUGAAGACCCAGGUCGUAGUAGAGACCCAGGUUGUCGUGGAGACCCAGGUCGUGGUGGAGACCCAGGUCGUAGUAGAGACCCAAGUUGUCGUGGAGACCCAGGUUGUCGUGGAGACCCAGGUCGUGGUGGAGACCCAGGUCGUGGUGGAGACCGAGGUCGUGGUGGAGACCCAGGUCGUGGUGGAGACCCAGGUUGUCGUGGAGACCCAGGUUGUCAUGGAGACCCAGGUUGUCGUGGAGACCCAGGUCGUGGUGGAGACCCAGGUCGUUGUGGAGACCCAGGUCGUGGUGGAGACCCAGGUCCUGGUGGAGACCCAGGUUGUCAUGGAGACCCAGGUCGUCAUGGAGACCCAGGUUGUCAUGGAGACCCAGGUUGUCGUGGUGGAGACCCAGGUUGUCGUGGUGGAGACCCAGGUCGUGGUGGAGACCCAGGUCGUGGUGGAGACCCAGGUUGUCGUGGAGACCCAGGUUGUCAUGGAGACCCAGGUUGUCGUGGAGACCCAGGUCGUGGUGGAGACCCAGGUCGUUGUGGAGACCCAGGUCGUGGUGGAGACCCAGGUCCUGGUGGAGACCCAGGUUGUCAUGGAGACCCAGGUUGUCAUGGAGACCCAGGUUGUCGUGGAGACCCAGGUCGUGGUGGAGACCCAGGUCGUCAUGGAGACCCAGGUUGUCAUGGAGACCCAGGUUGUCGUGGAGACCCAGGUUGUCGUGGAGACCCAGGUCGUGGUGGAGACCCAGGUUGUCGUGGAGACCCAGGUUGUGGUGGAGACCCAGGUUGUCACGGAGACCCAGGUCGUGGUGGAGACCCAGGUCGUGGUGGAGACCCAGGUUGUCGUGGAGACCCAGGUUGUCGUGGAGACCCAGGUUGUCAUGGAGACCCAGGUUUUCAUGGAGACCCAGGUUGUCGUGGUGGAGACCCAGGUUGUCAUGGAGACCCAGGUCGUGGUGGAGACCCAGGUUGUCAUGGAGACCCAGGUCGUUGUGGAGACCCAGGUCGUUGUGGAGACCCAGGUCGUGUUGGAGACCCAGGUUGUCGUGGAGACCCAGGUUGUCAUGGAGACCCAGGUUGUCAUGGAGACCCAGGUUGUCGUGGUGGAGACCCAGGUUGUCAUGGAGACCCAGGUCGUGGUGGAGACCCAGAUCGUCAUGGAGACCCAGUUUGUCGUGGAGACCCAGGUUUUCGUGGAGACCCAGGUCGUGUUGGAGACCCAGAUCGUCGUGGAGACCCAGGUCGUGGUGGAGACCCAGGUCGUGUUGGAGACCCAGAUCGUGGUGCAGACCCAGGUCGUCGUGGAGACCCAGAUCGUCGUGGAGACCCAGGUUGUCGUGGAGACCCAGGUUGUCGUGGAGACCCAGUUUGUCGUGGAGACCCAGGUCGUGGUGGAGACCCAGGUCGUUGUGGAGACCCAGGUUGUCGUGGAGACCCAGGUCGUGUUGGAGACCCAGAUCGUCGUGGAGACCCAGGUCGUGGUGGAGACCCAGCUCGUCAUGGAGACCCAGGUCGUGGUGGAGACCCAGGUUGUCGUGGUGGAGACCCAGGUCGUCAUGGAGACCCAGGUUGUCAUGCAGACCCAGGUUGUCGUGGAGACCCAGGUUGUUGUGGAGACCCAGGUUGUCGUGGAGACCCAGGUUGUUGUGGAGACCCAGGUCGUCAUGGAGACCCAGGUUGUCAUGGAGACCCAGGUUGUCGUGGAGACCCAGGUUGUUGUGGAGACCCAGGUUGUCGUGGAGACACAGGUUGUCAUGGAGACCCAGAUCGUCGUGGAGACCCAGGUCGUCAUCUCCGCUCUCUUGACUUCUCACCUGGUUCAACAGGUCGGCCUUCGUAGGUGCUGCUCGCUACCAGCACUUGCCCCCAACAGUCUAUUGAAGGCUACACGGGGAAUCUUUGUCUUUGUGCCGCAUUCUCCACGCACGGCCCCGCACCGUUCGGCGAGGGGGGACGUGACAGGUGACAUCA